AUGAGGGCCUCACAAUGUCUCUUCAACCCGGCUACGGCCCUUUGCAAACUCUUCAUUAGCAAUGCCGCAGCCUUGGAGAACCCGAGGCAACUGCAGCGCCUGCUGCUACCCAGCCGAACCGUCCCCAUCCAGCUCUUUUCACCAUCGUCACAACGUCAUUUUUCCGUCUACCAUGCCCGCAUGUUGAACAGUUACCAGCUUCAUAGGCGUGAGAAGAUUGCAACGGAAAAGGCGGCUAGUCGUGGAACAAUGCGCGACUACGACAUCGUCUUCCCGUGGAUCCAGUUACGACAACCAGACGGCAGUCUCUCCCCGCCGCAGCGAACGCACCUCGUGCUCAAGGAUCUCAACCUGGAACUAGACACUCUCAUACUUCUCGCUACCCCCAGGCCGGACGACUUGACUCCCGGUCCAGAAUACCCAAUCUGCCGUAUCGCAGACCGCAAAGCCGAGUUGGCGGCGGAGGCUGAGAGGCUGGCGAUGAGGAAAAGCACACCCAAGAUUACCACCAAGAAGUUGGAGAUCAACUGGGCGAUCGCACCCCACGACCUACGCUUGAGAAUGGCGCGGCUCAAAGAGUUCCUUGGCAAGGGUUUCCAGGUUCAGGUCACUCUGAGACACCCGAAAUUGAGGAGAAAGAAGAGGGCGGACCAUGAUCAGUCAAAGGUGGUACUGAAGCAGGUUGAGUCAGUGGUCUCAGAAGUUCCUGGGGCCAAGGAGACCAAGCCUAGGGAGGGCACACUGGGGGAGAUGUUGGUCCUGCUUCUACAGGUGCCACCUAGCAAACUUGGGAACGCACCGACAGAGACGGCGCCAGCAGCUACGGAGGAGGCCCCGGCAGAGGGAAAAGCAGAGGCAGAGACAACCCCAAGUCCGGUCCAGAGGCCGGUAGCAGAAGAUAUAAGGAUGGCCUGA
Chaetomium globosum CBS 148.51 is the source of this 915-nucleotide messenger RNA. RefSeq lists its product as uncharacterized. Gene Ontology annotation, molecular function: translation initiation factor activity; ribosome binding. The transcript has a single exon. The record is from RefSeq and is a predicted model, not a curated record. The coding region runs from base 1 to 915 and encodes 304 amino acids. Gene Ontology annotation, biological process: ribosome disassembly; mitochondrial translational initiation. Gene Ontology annotation, cellular component: mitochondrion. Lineage: Eukaryota; Fungi; Ascomycota; Sordariomycetes; Sordariales; Chaetomiaceae.